Messenger RNA from Mobula hypostoma (lesser devil ray), 5612 nucleotides. It is a transcript of the gene susd1, whose product is annotated as sushi domain containing 1. Gene Ontology annotation, molecular function: calcium ion binding. The transcript has 22 exons. The record is from RefSeq and is a predicted model, not a curated record. Bases 25 to 3453 code for a protein of 1142 amino acids. Lineage: Eukaryota; Metazoa; Chordata; Chondrichthyes; Myliobatiformes; Myliobatidae.
GUGCAGUGUGUGUGUGUGCCGGCAAUGAGAAGAGAGUGGAACAAGUGUGGGAGCAGGACCUGGAACCACGCCGUCCUGGUGUUCUACACCGUUUUCUUCUACACAGGCUUCCUGCAUCUGCACGCCACUGACGUUUGUUCGAGCUGUCACAUUAAUGCAACAUGCACGACCAAGAAUGGGACCAAAACCUGCGACUGUAACUAUGGAUUCUUUGGAAAUGGAAUAACUUUCUGUUCAGAUAAAGAUGAAUGUCAGAUCGGAUCUGAGAAGAUCUGCGGGUUACAUGCUGCUUGUUAUAACACACAUGGCAGUUACUAUUGUACAUGUAAUGAAGGAUACAAACCAUCCAACAAUAUGGAUUUAUUCACCCCUAAUGAUGGAACACAUUGCACAGCUAUCAACUGUGGAACAUCUCCAAUUUUACAGAACACAUUGAGGUAUCCCCCAGUUAACACAACCUAUGGAAAUACAGUAACCUAUCAGUGUGCUCAUGGCUAUGAGUAUGUGACAGGAAACACCAGCUUAAUAUGCUCCAUCCUGGGCCAUUGGGAAGGACAGUACUUGGAGUGCGAAGUCAUUGACUGUGGGUCACCACCAGUUUUGGAGAACACGGUGCAACUUCCAUUAGAGAACACAACUUACAACAGCACCGUGACAUACAAGUGUCUGACUGGCUAUGUGUAUGCAGGAGGAAACACUACGUUAGUCUGCUCUGCCCAGGGUCAGUGGGAAGGACUAAAGCUGGAGUGCAAAGCUGUCAAUUGCGGCUCUCCCCCGGUGUUACCGAACACAGUGAGGUACUUACCGGGGAACACGACCUAUGGCAGUACGGUGAAGUACCACUGCGUGGAUGGCCAUGUACGUGUGACAGGAAACAGCUCAUUGCUCUGCUCUGCCCAGGGUCAGUGGGAAGGGCCAAAGCUGGAGUGUGAAGCUGUCAAUUGCGGCUCUCCCCCGGUGUUACCGAACACAGUGAGGUACUUACCGGGGAACACGACCUAUGGCAGUACGGUGAAGUACCACUGCGUGGAUGGCCAUGUACGUGUGACAGGAAACAGCUCAUUGCUCUGCUCUGCCCAGGGUCAGUGGGAAGGGCCAAAGCUGGAGUGUGAAGCUGUUGACUGUGGCUCACCCCCUGAUUUACAGAACACAAUGCACUGCAUGCCAGAUAAUACAACCUAUGGCAGUAUGGUGAAGUACCAGUGUCUCACUGGCUACCAGCGUCUGAGAGGAAAUGACACAUUAGUCUGCUCUUCCCAGGGACAGUGGGAAGGACCAGACCUGGAGUGUAAAGCUGUUGACUGCGGCUCAGCCCCAGAGUUACAGAAUGCAGUGCGAUACUCACUGGGCAACACGACCUAUGGCAGCACAGUGGAGUACCAGUGUCUGGCUGGCCACGUGCAUCUGAGAGGAAAUGGAACGUUAGUCUGCUCUGCCAGGGGACAGUGGGAAGGACCAGACCUGGAGUGUGAAGCUGUUGACUGUGGCUCACCGCCAGCUAUAGCGAACACACUGAGGAACCCACCACCAAACACUACCUAUGGAAGCACAGCGGUGUACCAGUGUCUGCCCGGCUUCGAUUACGUGAGAGGAAACUCAGCAUUAGUCUGCUCUGCCCAGGGUUUGUGGGAAGGACAAAGCAUGAAUUGUCAAGUUGUUGACUGUGGCUCACCCCCAUCUUUAGAAAACACACUGCAAUACCCACCGAGAAACACAACCUAUGGUAGUAAGACAAAGUAUACGUGCCUGGCCGGCUACCUGUAUAUCCGAGGAAACACAACAUUAGUCUGUUCUGCCCAGGGUCAGUGGGAAGGCGCAAGGCUGGAGUGUGAAGCUGUUGAUUGUGGAACACCAGCACCCAUACCAAAUGCGUGGUCUUUACGUGUCAGAGAGACGACUUACGGAACUGAAAUCCAAUACCGUUGCAGGACUGGUUUUGUGAGAGGAGGAGGAAAUGGCACAAUGAUUUGUUCCGAGACGGGUCAGUGGGAAGGAGCGCAUUUCAAUUGUUCAGCUGUUGAUUGUGGAACACCAGCACCCAUACCAAAUGCGUGGUCUUUACGUGUCAGAGAGACGACUUACGGAACUGAAAUCCAAUACCGUUGUAGGACUGGUUUUAUGAGAGGAGGAGGAAAUGGCACAAUGAUUUGUUCCAAGACGGGUCAGUGGGAAGGAGCACAUUUCAAUUGUUCAGAGAUUGACUGUGGGAUUCCUCCAGUGGUGCCACAUGCCAAAAUGGCCUCUUACCACAGUACAAGAUUGGGAAGUGUUGCCCACUAUCGCUGUAGGGAUGGAUUUUAUGCAGUGUCUGGUAGCAACGUGUCCACAUGCAAGCAAGAAGGACAAUGGGAAGAAAUUACACUGGUGUGUCAAGUUAAUGAUUUUAUUCUGUAUAAUAAAUCAUGUUUGAAGUGGAAAAGAGAUGGACUUGGAACCAGAUCUGAGGACACAUAUUUAUUUCAGAUACAAGGAGAGCGAGUCUAUCAAAGGGAGUUCUUUUACAAAAAGUUAUUUAAUUAUAGUACAGCAGAUGACUCCCCUGCAAUAUGUUUGGACUUGCAAGCAGGCACUAACUACACAGUAAAUAUCACAGCUCUUACAUCACACCAUUCUGCAUGUAUACAGCUCUCAACGGCAGUUACAGACCCUCCAAUUCCUGAUAUACAAGUCCUUGUUGUAGAGCAGAUACUUCCUCCACUCAUCCUUCGAAGAGUAGAAAGUAAGAAUGGACCCAUUAGCCUAUAUCAGGUCAUUGUUUUACCAUUGAAUUUGCAACAUUCGUUCAAUUGCAAUUCCCAAAAUAUAAGAGAUUUCUUUGACCACCAAAAAGACACGGAAGCAUACAUCACAGCAGAAUUCAUUGCAAUGGAUGUUAAGGAUGGGAUGCAGUUUUCUGUCGGAGACCGGCUGUACUACAGAGACUUCUAUAAUGCUGCUUUAGAGGCUGGCAAGAACUAUUCUUUUCUAUUGAAAAUUAUCAGUGAAUGGAAUUAUGUGAAGAAACAGUCGUGUGUGACUUUGGCACAAUUAAAAGGAGUUUCAAGACAAGAUAAUAGCAGAGAUGCCAAAUAUUACAUAGUCUUGAGAACAAAAUCUAAUCAGAUAAUUCAGGGCAGAACUGAGGGACCAUACAUGGUUGGAAGUGUUGACUGUUUGAAGAGACCUUACACUGAAGCCUCGACUCUCCUCCCAACUGCAUGUAAAAGAGACCACUGCAAUAUUCCAAAGAGCAAGGGAAUUCUCAGCCUCAACCAAAGCUUCAAAUCAGAUGAUCUAGUUGUUAACACAAGAAAUUCGUGUGGCAUUCUUUCAUUAUGGAUACAAGGAGGGCUAGAGGUACUAAAAAGGAUGAUUUUCCUGCCGGUUUGGAUUCUAUUAUGGAUUUGCUGCAAAGUCAUACAUGAGAAGCCUCUGAGAAGUUUCAACAAUUCAGCUCUGAAUUUAAACAAAUAGAUGGUAAAUUGGAUUCUAUUCAACAAACUCUUAACGAACACGAUAAACGUAUUAAAAAUAACGAAGAAAUUUUGUCGUCUCUGGAAACAGAAGUGGAUGAAUCGCAAAAGCUUUAUGAAAAGCAAUCGAAGUUCAACGAAAAGUUAAGCCAGAAGAUUAUCAACCUAGAAAAUAGAAGUAGAAGAAACAUCCUACGGGUUCUGGGUCUCGAAAAAUUAAUCAAAGGUAAUCAUCCUAUGGAAUUUUUUCCAAACUUUUUGCAAGAAUUACUUCUGGAGAUUUUGACGUCUGUGCCUAUGACUGAUCGAGUUCACAGAUCUCCUGCGUUUAGACCUCCUAAGGGUCAGAGACCAAGAUCAGUAAUAAUCUGUUUUCAGGAAUUUAAAACAAAGGAACUCUUAAUUUGCGAAUCUCGUUGAAGAGGCAUGAUUGACUAUAAUGGUCGUAAGAUUAGAAUUGUCGAAGAUUACUCGCCUGAGGUUAUGCAGGAAUGUGUUAAAUUCAAAGAAGUUAUGUCUGAGCUUUUUAAUAAGGGUUUCAAGCCUCCCCUUCACUACCCAUCCAACUCAGAAUCACACUUAAAGAUAGAUCUUUCGAAUGGUUCCAUUCGACUGUUGAAGCACAAAGGUUUUUAAAAGCCGAAGGCUAGCUGUUUAGUUUGUCCUUACAUGAAGACACAAGAUUAAAUGAGAAACUUUUAAUUCGCAAAUCCCGUUGAAGGGGCAUGAUUGGUUAUAGGGUGGAAUAUUAAGAUUCUCGAAGAUUAUUUGCUUGAGGUUAUGCAGGAACAUGCUAAAUUUAAACAAGCUUUGUUGGGAUUUUUUUAACAAGAGUUUUAACCCAUCCCUUAGCUACCCAGUUUGACUGAGAAUCUCAUUAAAGAUGGAUCCUUCAAAUGGUUUCGUUUGAAUGCUGAAGCACAAAGAUUUUUAAAAUUUGAAGGCUAACUGCUUAGUCUGUUUUUUCAUGAAGAUAUAAGAUUAAAUGUUUAAUGUCUUUCUGUAUGAAUAACUGUAUCUUUUGCUUUUGGUAAAUCUUUGUAACAAAAUUUCCUUUUGUAUUUUUUAAUACUGUAUUUUUGAUAUACAAGAAUUGAAUUUCUUGUUUCUUGUUUGGUUUAGGUUGGAAUAUAAAUAACCUUGAAACUAAUUGGAGCGAUCACCAGGUUUUUUUGGGGGUUUGUCCUUAGUUGUAGAUGCAGAUUUUCUAUUGGUCGGUCUUCUUUCUUUGGGAGGUGGGCGGGGGUAUGUUUUUUUUUCUCAGAAGCUGUUUUCAAAUUUUUAGCAAACUUGUUGCUUGGUUACCAUUUCUCAAGGUUUAUGGCUUGGUUCUAACUUACAUUUUAACCCUUCCUUUAAAUAAUAUUAAAAAUCGAACAAACUAUUAAUUUACUUAGUUUUAACAUGAAAGGGUUAAAUCACCCUGUUAAACAUAAGAAAAUUUUUGCUUAUGUUAGGAAAUUUAAGGUCCCUGUUAUUUUCUUACAAGAAACUCACAUAUGUAAAUGUGAUAAUCUACGUUUUUUUAGCCGUGGUUUUUAGUCAUUCUUCUUUUCAGGCCAAAUCUAGGGGAGUUUCAACUCUUAUAGAUAAUACACUUUCCUUCGUCCAACAUAAAGUAGUGUCUGAUUCUAAUGGACGUUUUGUUAUAGUUUCAGGAAAACUAGAUAAUAAAUUAAUAGUAUUUGCCAAUGGGUAUGCCCCAAAUGUAGAUGAUUCAGGAUUCUUUGAGUGUUAUUUUUCAUUUUUACCAGAUCUGAAACUAUACUCUUUGGUGAUGGGAGGAGAUUUUAACUGUUGGCUAGACCCAAUUUUAGACCAAUCAUCUUCUAAACCAACAUCUCUUAAUAAAUCAGCUUUGUUUAUUCAAUCUUUUUUAUUGAAGUGUGAUAUUGUUGAUGUUUGGCAUUUUUUACAUCCUUUAGAUAGGGAGUACUUGUUUUUUUUUUCCCAUGUUCAUCACACAUAUUCCAGGAUUGAUUAUUUUUUAUUGAUAGUCAAAUGAUUUCAUCAGUUCGUUCCUGUGAAUAUAAAGAGAUUGCUGUUUCAGAUCAUGCUCCUGUGUUUCUAUCCUUAAAUCUCUCUGGUCUUCCUCAAACAAACAGAUUUUGGCAUUUUAAAACAACUUUGUUAUCUGAUAAGAUCAUUUAAAAAUUUCUA